AACACAGGUGGCAGAGGGUCAGAUAACCUCAGAAGAGAGCUAAACUAAAUCAUACACCAUGAAUCAUAUGUUUCUCAGAUCAGCCAUACUAGUGCUCCUCUCUUCAGGUCUUUGCCAUGGAGCUGGCGUAGUCACUGUUGACUUUCUUCGAGCGGCAGCAGGAGAGAGUGUGACCUUUACAACAUCUGUGAAACCGGCAGCUGAGCCAUUUCUGGCUCUGACCUGGAGCUUCAAUGGCACAACCAAUGUAAUAACCUCAACCAGUGUAGAUGCAGUGGGACAAGGCUAUGAGAACAGGAUCACACUGGAUAAAUCUACAGGCUCUCUGGUGCUGAGAAAUCUGACAGAGGAAGACAGUGGAGAAUAUGAACUGAUCAUCAUCCCAUAUGGAGCAGAGCAGAUUCAAGGAACUGCUAAGCUGGAGGUACAGAUAAAAGUGUCCAGACCCACUAUGGCCUGCCCCACAGAGAACUUAAUAGAAGGCAAAACCUCUGUGAAAUUAACCUGCGAUGCUGACGGCUCUGUGUCAACCAGAGUGUGGAUGAAAGACGGCAAACCUCUGGUUUCUGGCGACAGAUUCAGCUUUCAUGAUGGGAACAGAGUGCUGUCUAUCAGCCCUGUGGACAGGAGAGACACCGGAGAGUUUCUUUGUAAUGUCAGCAAUGAUUUCAAUUUUGAAACAGCCAAAUGCACACUUAAAGUCUAUUAUGGACCUGACAAACCAACAAUCGUCCAGAUGCCAAUAGCAGCAGAACUGGAAGAGAGUGUCACUCUUGGGUGCUCUGCUGACUCACUACCACAGGCAACUUUCUUCUGGACAUUCAGACACAUUAAGAUAUAUGGGCCUGUGCACUAUAUCCAUGAGAUGGAGGAGAAUCACCUAGGGAUGUACACCUGCACCGCCAGUAAUGCUGUUACUGGUCUGGAAGCCUCUGAGGUCCACAUACUGCGUGGUAUUUGAGCUCUCUUUCUCUCUUCCACAUGUCUUUUAUCUGUUUUUUAACAGUGUGUGUAA
Molecule: messenger RNA, 1015 nt
Organism: Toxotes jaculatrix (banded archerfish)
Lineage: Eukaryota; Metazoa; Chordata; Actinopteri; Toxotidae
Product: carcinoembryonic antigen-related cell adhesion molecule 1-like
Exons: 4
Coding region: 59-961 (300 amino acids)
Source: RefSeq, a predicted model, not a curated record